GCAAAAAAUGGGCGGGAAAACGGGAUCUGAGAACCCUAUUGUGGACCCUCUGUCAUUGUGUAUCGAUUACAAACUGUUGUACUUUCUUAAAAAGAAGGAAGGUGCGCGGGAUAGAUAAAAGUAGCAAUUAAAGCUAUUCGUUGGCGGAUUAAAACUAGCUAAACCUGGUAGCUGACUGUAUUCUACGUUCCCGUGAGAGCAGCUAAACUUGUCUUCUUCGUAUUAAACAGCGACGGAGUGGGAGUAAAAUGGAAAUACGCUGGGGAAGUAUGACCUUGAGUAGCCUGUCAUGUUGUCACGACAAUGCUGUUGGGAGUUUGAAAGAACUGGAAUUCCGUUUUUUUACACACGGAGUUUUGUUCCUAUUUGGUAUUUCGAUUCACAGCUACAAACUGAAAUUUCAAGCAAUUAACCUCUAAGCCACAUUCAUAAACGAGUAAUUGUUUAAUUUUGAAAGCAAGGAAUAUGUCUCACGGCGCGACUGGGUAUUUUACUACCUCCUUCCUUUUUAACUAUCUUUUGUCGUAAUCUUCACCGAUAGGUUUCUACUUUGAGCUAACCUUCUCAGAGCCCAAAACAAGGUGAAAUUAUAAUUGCGAAUUUCAGAUACUCAGAAAAAAAAAACACCUGGUCUUUCGUACUCUUGCUCGAGAGAUUGAGAUCAUAUUCUCUUGUCUUGCUAUAUUCUUUUUUUCGUCCCGGCCAGCAGGAAUAACAUGCACGAUAACGAGUGCUCUGUUGCUUAGGAACCGUCCGAUUGCUGCGAGUUUUAACGGUCUCACGGCGUGGAAAAACGUACGAAGCGCGUAGUUUUCCCCGCGCGCGCCUCCUCCAGGACGUUCCCCUAAAGCUAUCCCAUAAAACGAAGAAGCCAUAAGUUGCAAGGAAUUAACUGAGCAAUUGUACUAACUUAAUUGAAACUGGUUUGACUGUGAACUGAAGAUUAAAAACGGCAAAAACCUGAUACCCUAUUCGGUCUCACUAAAGUUAUGGGGGUUUGACUUCUUAAAGUUGCAGCCUGAUGCGAAAAAAGACGCUCAAAAACAAUCAACAACAACAACGACGCGCAUUCACUUCGACUAAAGGCUUCGAUCUAGUAGCUUAAAAUUUCGGAAGAGUGGUUUGGUCAGCCGCAAAAAUUAAGUUCGCCGACUCACUGAGAGAGCGACGGAGUACUCACCACGCGCACCUCCGAUCUCGUAGGUUUAUGAAGGGAUUAAAAAAAGGAAACACAUGCACUUUUAGAUUAUUACUUCUCUGUCAGGGCAUCUGUUUAAAAUCUGAGAGCGUAUUACCUUGUGUUCCUCGUAAUUUUCCCGCCAGUUGUUGAGCCUAGAUAACAAGACUUUGUGUUGCGACUACUUAUCCAUGUUUUUUUCAGAUAACAUGCGCCCCCGUAUUUCGUCUCGAAACAUUGGCUAGUAAUUAAACAAAUUUCUACGCAUGUUAUUCCAACAAUAUUCGAACAAAGUACAUAAUCUUUCUAAGGCCAAAUAUACACUUGGCUCCCAUGCACCGUUUCGGGCAGGGUCGAACGAUUACCUUUUUCGGCCCUAGUUUCGUCUGGUGUUAUUUUCAGCUUUUGCUUCAGCUGUUUAAGGGCACAAUUUUAAGUUAAAUCAGUUUCGUUUCAGGUUUUUAAAUCUCCUUUGACGAAAAGAUCACGCCAUUUUGGGACAGCACAAGGCAUCAGGACCGUACUUAUUUUGGCAUGAAUUCUUAACGAGUUUGAUUAAUCGCAUCAUGGCGAGUGACAAGAGUUUAGCAAGAUUAAUGGACCUUUGUCAUUGUGGUCGGCAACUUGGCACUCAUGGCUCAAAGGUUCCGUGAGGUGUUUCAGCUUUCACAUGCAAGACCGUGAAAGGGCACGUGCUCGAAAUUUCAACGACUUCCAACAGACUCUAAGUGACUCAAGGUUUAGUCAAGCUACGGCUUGGUUGAUCAGCUUUUCAACAAAAUUUCCUGGUUCUAAGGUGUUCAUUCCAUUUUAUUUCUUGCGUGAUUAAAAUAUCUCUUAAAUAUGCAUGGAAAGGAUUAGUGUCGUAUCGCAAAAGAUGAUCUUAAGCUGCAAAUUAAAACAAGACGAAUAACUACAAUUAAUCUUACGGCAGGUCAUUUCUGCGAUGUAGAAUAUUGCCUCUAGUUUCCUAGGGAACAAAAGGCUCGAAACACGGGAAAUGACAGAAAACAAGAGAACCGCGCAGAUUUGGAAACUUUCAUCAGAUGGCCGGAUUGCCAACGGCAGCGUCCACACUGCUACGCCGGAGAAAUUUGAGAACGCAGCUUUAAUUCCAGGGUUUGGCCUACCGGCUAUACUAAAUCCGUCACGAAAACGGAGCUUUCCAUGAGCAGGAGGACUUUGAGGACGUCGGCUUUGCAUUUUUAUUUGGACGGAAAACGUUUUGAAAACGAUUUCCCUGGCCUUGUUUUCCUUAAUCACAAAUCUAAAAUGACCGGUGAUUGUUGCGUUUUUAGAUUCCUCCACGGUUGUGUGGGCGGAAAACAUUUGAUGCGUUUUCAGGGUGAAACCUUCGUUUUCAAAUAUACUUCCAGCGUGGUGUGGACGGGGCCUAUAAUAAUUUGGGUUCAGUAUGUUUUUCUCCAUGCAGGCUUCACGGCGUGCUUGCCAUCGCUAGGGAGUCAAGACAGCUUUAAUGGAUAAAGAAGUCUUAAAUAAAAUACAUUAUGAUUUCGGUAUUCUUAUUUACGUGCAGGUAUUAACCAUUACCAGAAUAGGCCUAAAAUGAGUUGUAAUGAGUGUAGGGAAGCAGUGACGUGUGACGUAAUGCCACCAAAACAAAGUACAGGACAUUUCACAAAUAGGUGCUGAGGGACACGGAAUACAUUUGCAGACCUCUCUAACAUGACUAACAUCGAUAAUCGAUAAAGUUCUUCGUACGUGCCUCGACAAAUAGCGUUUGAAGGAUUAAGCAAUAGCAAUUUCCUCGAGCUACAUUCACAGCUGUCGGUCAUAUUUCACAGUAGUGUUAUUCCGUCACAAUCGAUUACCAAGUACAUACAUUUUGCAUCAACGCGCAUGACAAUGUGGUUGACACAACGGGAGGGCUUGCAUGUGUCCCACGAGGAUCAUCGCCCGCGUCUUUGACGAUUUGGUCACAGUGUCAGGAAACGAUAUCGUGUUUGGAAAAGUAUAUGUCCUCAAGAAAGCCACACUUGUUCAUGUUGUAUCAGAAUGGCUGUUCACACGUGUCCGGGUUAAAGUCAUUUUAGACGAUGACUUGAUUCCAGAAAAUUAAUACAAUUUAAAGCAAGGAAAGAACUGUGUUGGACUGUGAAUUUCUUAUGGCCAGUGAUGAAAAAAUCCUCGACGAGUUGCAUUUUCUUUCCUGGAAAAUCGAGGCAUUAGAAAGGAAGCUUGAAACCAGUUUGGCAAUUCAAGAAGACUUGGCAGCCAAUUUGCUACCAGAAGACGGCUCGUCUGCGGCAUCUGUAACGGCAAUCAAGAAAUGUGGGAGAAGGCACGUCUCCGGUUCGAGUUGUUCAGAACCUAUUUCCAGCGACGGUGAACACAACAGUUCGCGCCUUGAUAGUGCGAUCUCUAAAGAUUCAGAACACGAGCUCGAACGCAGCACUUCUUAUCUCAUUAUUCCCGUCGGCAGCUACAAAGACAAUGACUCUUAUUCAUUUACAACAGAAAAACAAACUUUCAUAUGGUCAGAAAUGGAUGAUAAUGCGCGUAAAUAUAUUACCUGUGAAGACGCAUUUAUCGGCGAUAACGACGGCGCCACAGAGAAUAAGAUCAAUGCUAAUCAGCGAGAUUUAAGCAUUCCAAGUGUUACCAAUUCGCUAAAAUCGUUUGCGAAUGAAGUGAUACCGCUACCGAGCCAAAGCAGCUUUGGUACAAGCGAAAAGCAAAUGUGUACUCAGAGGAAUGAACGUGUCUCCGAGAUAAUUCCUUCGGAAGAUUGUUUACUUAAUUCAAGAGGAUCACAUUCCAAUGCCUAUGAUCCGUUUGAAGGGAAACGGGAAGUUGGAGGUGCUAUCGACAUUGAAUACGAUCAAGAAGAGAAAAUGGUGUCUACAGAAUGCAAAGAUUAUAAGCUGCCUUUAAGCCGCAAAUAUGGCCUUACUAUUGGCAUAGCAACGGCUAAAGAGCCUUCUCAAGGCAUCAGCUCUAGUGGCGUUAACUCGUUUAAACCCAUUACUCGACAUCAUUCUGAAAGAUUUCAAAGUCAUUUCGCAGCUGACGAAAUCAAGGAGCAGAGGGCAGUGGAUGAGCAAUUGAGGUCUUUGUUCAAACAAUCAACAACUCAAUCAACGCAUUCUUCUGAUGGGGCAACAUUUGAUCAAAUUUACAAUCACUCUUCAGAGUCAAUGCACUGUGACAACGAGAAAUACAUGGAAUACAAACAGAGCUCAAGUGAUUUUAAACCUGACAUCAGCGCUUAUUACACAGAAAAAGCCGGUGAACCAUCUUACAACGUGAUCUAUGUUGUUUCGGAGCCACUUGAGGGCGAUCACACUAACUACGAUUUUGUUGACACUUUAGGAGAACGAGAAGCAUUCUAUUAUGAAAGGAAUCCAGCCAAAUUAAAUGCAAAUCUCAGUGAUGCGUUUGAACAAUCAUCUUCGACAAACACGGAACCAGACAGACAGCAAGCAAUGGCAGAUUAUCCACUACUCGUGAAGGAUGGAAAGUACGAAAACGUUGUUUAUUUUACACGGCAAGUGGAGCAAUACCAGAACGGAAACCAUGGAUUAAAACAGAACGAAACGAUGAACUGUGACGCUGUUGCGAGUAACAAGCUUAUUGAAAUGCAAAUGAAUCACGUUCCAGAAGAACAAAGAUACGAGCACGCCUAUUAUACUCGUAAACGAUUUGACGCUAAGAGUCUUUUAACAAACAAUGGCACUGGUUACACAGACGGCAAUGAGAGCGGACAACACAUUCAAAACGUCCCAGCAGAUGUAAACAACAACGGCGAAGCUGUAAAGGCAGUACUAUUUCGAGUUGACAAAACAAAACCACAGUACCAGGAGGCUGAUGGGCAUAUUUCACAGUUUAAUGAUCAAUUCUUUGGCAUUGUUGGCUACAACAAUGAUUACAAAGCAAUUAGCACUGAUAGCAAUGACAAGGUCGCCGCCCGCACCACGCGGUCAAAAAGCCAUCCGGUACACCCUAGUUAUCAUCAAAUUAUGCGAAAUCUUCACGCACCAAAGCGAGGACCACACACGCAUCAUUCCAGAGAAGAUGCAUUCGAGAACCAUCCGGAAAAAAGAGUUCCAAAUGAUAACACACACUCGAAGUUUCACUUCCAUUCGAGAGAAGAUGAAUUCGAGAAUCAUCUGGAGAAAAGAAUUCCACAUGAUAACACACACUCGAAGUUUCCCUUUGAGGCAGACGUCUUAACUGAAAGCGGGUUUUCGGAGACGUUGAUGUCAGCGUUGAGUGAUGAUGUGUUCUUUGACUCCACACCAAAUCCGGACUUGGUAAGCCAAACGCCUUCAGGGAAUGUUAUUACCACUAAUCACGAUGCAGCGCCCGAGGUCUCCGGAUCAGAGAGCUCUUAUUCUUCUCUCACAAGCAUCAGCUCUAAUAACGGUGGCAUCUACCCAUGGAAAAUUCGCAAAGACUCGCUGUCUCGUCAGGAUUAUAAUGAGAGAAAGCAGUUUGUCAUUCCCGAUUAUGAACAUUCAGCUUUGGAAAGAAACUCCCGCCCCUCCUCAACUUCGUCAUACUUCAGAGAUAACGAGCCAUCGUCUGACAGUGAACCCUAUGUUCGCAGCUUCAGGCUUUCACCCCUACCACGCCCUGCUCGCGCUCCAUCUCUUCACGAACAGCUCAUGGGGGAUAUUCUUCGGCGUGAAUACACAACUGGGCAAAUAAGAGUUUCAUCGCCAACUUCAAGUGUAGAUACUAGUGAUCUCUCUACGAGUGACCGUGUUUGCGAGUGCCAGUAUCAAUGUGAAUGUCAGACCGGAAUUCCUACAGCUGAAGACUUUAGAGAGGAACUGAAAGCCAUUUCUACAUAUGUGUUGAAUGCACGCAAGGAAUCAGCAUCUCUCUAUAAAAAGCCGCAAGUAAAAUAUUACCUGGACGAAGAGCAGGGGGACAUGGACAUUUUUGGUGGCUGCCUUCAAAAGAAAGAAAACAAAACUGUCCCGAUGCUCGUAAGGGUCAUCUUAAGACUUCGAAAGCACUUUUUUGGAACACUGGACUCAAAAACUCCUUUCGAGGAAAAGAGUGAGAGCGAUGUUAAUAACAAUGAACGUAUUUCCUUGGAAAAACUCGAGGAACAAACUUUCAACAGGAAGCAGCGGGGUCGAAAAAUUUCCUUCUCACCUUCAGCCAUGCUUCUGAGUGCAAUUGGUGAGAAUUCAGCGGCGGAAGUCAAGGAAGUCAUUGAAAAGGAGAGAAUAGAUGUGAAUCAGUUAAGUCCCAGUGGUCGCUCAUUGUUACACAAAGCAGCCGCUGCUGGAGACCUGGAAAGCAUUCACACCCUCAUUCAAUACGGCGCCUUGGUUAAUAUCGUCGACCAAGAUGGUUUUCCGCCGAUUCAUUCCGCACUUAAGAAAGCUCAUUAUAAAUGUGCUAUACUGCUUAUUGAAUGUGGAACUGAUAUUGCUCGGUAUACAACGGAACGCAUCCGGGAAUUCAUGGAAAUUAGAGACAUGACGACAGGGCAUUUCCCUGUUCUCCUGAAAACAAAUUUGUGACGUAAUGUGAAGAACAGUGACGUGCUAAAACUUGCCUUAGGAGAGUUAUCAACGUUUACCUCAGACGGGAACUGAAAUGACUCUCCAAUGCUUUUCAAGAGUGAUUUUCUUUACAAAAUAGCUUGUUUAAAAUAGAUGAGCACCGAACAAUUCAAAAUCGAAAACUAUUCAGUACUUUAUUGAAAAUCAUCGAUUUCAUUAAAAAUUAAGUCAAGAAGAAUUAAACUGGAUAAAGGUGAAAAAGUGUGAAAAGCAUUGAAAAUCAUUUAUUUUAAAAAAAAAUAAGUCAAGAAGAAACUGAAUGAAGGUGAAAUGGUGUGAAAAACGUGUUUUUUGUAAAUUUGCGUCAAGUCUGGGCUGAUGUCUUUAAAUUAUUCGCUGUUUUUAAUUACAGACUCAUGUAAUUAGAAUCUUAGAAUCAUGAAGUAAAUUAUGCUUUGUAACACUU
Molecule: messenger RNA, 7126 nt
Organism: Orbicella faveolata
Lineage: Eukaryota; Metazoa; Cnidaria; Anthozoa; Scleractinia; Merulinidae
Molecular function (GO): protein binding
Source: RefSeq, a predicted model, not a curated record